UCGAGGCUUCCACACGCGUCCAUUCAUUCACCCCCAUUCAUUCAUUCUUUAAAUCCCACACCACGUGUUACGAAUACGAAACGUAACUUGAGAAAAACAAUUCUAAUUUCAAAUAAAUUUCUCAAUUAUCAACUGAAUGGUUACUAAAUUAAUGUCGUUAAUGAAUGAAUGAUAUUUGUGAGUUUGAAUUUGGAAUUUAUAAUUGGAGUUUGUGGCAGUGAUGUGUGUGAAAAAUUGUAGUGAGAUUGUUAUUUUGUUGAUAAUUAUGGCAGUUGGAUAUGGAAGUAAUAGUAAUAGAGGUGCAGAACACACAACUGAGAAAGAAACUCGGCCAGAAUACAUCCACCCUGAUGACCUCCUAUCAUUUGACCCUUACCUGUCAGACUUCAAGCCUGUCGAAGCUGAAGACGACUAUAUACCUCUUCCAGAAAACGAUGAAACCAUAGACGGACAACCAGUGUUCCUAGCUGAACCCAAAAACUCAUACGUGCUUAAGACCAAACCAGCAACUUUAUUAUGCCGUGCUGCUAAUGCCUUGCAAGUUUUCUUCAAAUGUAAUGAUGUAAGGACUGACAAGACUAUACAGUUUGAACAUGUAGAUCCGCAGAAUGGAGUAAGAGUUGUAGAAGUGGAACUCAAUGUGACAAGAGAUGAGGUUGAUGAGUAUUUUGGAGGGAAAUACGGGUGCGAAUGCUAUGCGUGGAAUAGCAAAGGCAAGAUACGAAGUCAAGCUGUUUUUGUUGAACUAGCUUAUAUAAAGAAGCAAUUCAGUCAGCAGCCCCAAUCGGCGACUGUGGAAGCAGGCAGGAGCGUCAGCCUAAGAUGUUCCCCUCCCCCUGCCGUACCCCCCGCUACCCUCAAGUGGACGAGAAACGGAGUCACUAUCGAACCUAGUGACGAAGUCUUGGUACUGCCCAAAGUGGGGCUACAAGAUAUGGCCAACUACACAUGCGUAGCUGAGAACAUUGCAGGAAGACGGGAAUCUGAUGUUGCUGUUCUAUCCGUCUAUGUGAAUGGGGGUUGGUCGCCGUGGUCGCCAUGGUUACCAUGCCGAUGUGGUACUGAAAGCAGAGGGAAAAGACGAACCAGAUCCUGUACAGAGCCUGCCCCAGCUAACGGUGGCGCGCCUUGCAGAGGACAAUCUGCGCAGACUGAUGGAGAGUGCCUUAGCUGUCAGAAUGGUAAUUCCUGGUCUCCGUGGGGUGCAUGGUCAUCGUGCAGUAUAGAUUGUUUGAGGAUCCGUAGAAGACAGUGUACAGGCAGCUGUUCUGGAGCCACCUUUGAACAUGCUCCGUGUGUUGAUGGCAUGUGCUCUUCUGGGAUGAGUAAGUCAAAAUUUUAUAUAAACAGAGAUGAUACAACUCUCUACGUUGGUGUGGGCAUCACAGUGGUAAUGUUGAUCGCUGGAGCUGUCAUUCUGUUCGUCUGGUUCAAGUACAGAAACGGAAGACCUGGAUACAGUUCUGCUAGAAUUGGUAUACCAAAGACAUAUCCAGGCACAGGGACAGCAAGAAGUAAAGGGAACGUAGCGCCAGACCUUACAAGAACUUGCAACGAAUACUGGAUGCAGGGCCCUGAUAAUCAUUAUGACUUGCCACAUGUUAGAGAUAGUUACUCAUCACCAUUUGGCAACAGAAGUAGACAACAGUCAUCGAUUGGAAGUAAUCACUAUGAGAUGAAACCAUACAGUCCAUCUGGUGAUUCCGCGUCCAGUUGCUAUACUAAUUCAAGGACGAUGACGUCACGGUCCAGUGAGUGUUCGUCAUCGCAACUAGCAGAGUUGGUGACAGCUUCGCCGUCGCCUAUGUCCAAAGUGGACGUCGCAGUCACUUUGCCACCAGGUUCUUUGGACAGCAGCUAUAGAGACAAAAUUUGUUUGACUAUUGUUAAAUAGUUCUCAUCUAAGUUAUAAUACUUUGUUUUUAAUUAAAUUAAUGACGUCUUGUUUUCGUUUUUUGAGGACGGUUCUAGAAAAUCGAAUGAGUUCUUUUUUCGAAACGUUUUUAAGACUAAUAAUGUUAAAUUGCAUUCUAUUAUUAAAGACUGGUUAGGCAUGAUUUUGGAAGCGAUUGUACAUUGUUUUUAAAUGUAUAAAAUUCGGCAGGGUUGGAAUAAUUUCAAAAUAAAAAAUCUAUUGUAACUUGCCAGAAAGCGCCUUACGUUAUUGCUUUGUCCGGCCAAGUUAUGCAUCAAGCAAAUAAGACAUAAUUUACGUGGUGAAGUAUAUAUCUAGAUUCUGGUUUUACAGCCAAGAAAAAUACGAUGAUGUGUCUAUAUCUGUUUCUACAUCAGUUACUCAUUCAGUUUUACUUUUUUUAUUCCUAGAACUAGUAAUGGCCAGUUUUAGGGUUGUAGUUCACUUAUUGAGUCCGAACAUCACACAGUUGAAACAGUCACACGAUCUUACAUUCUUAGAUCGAGAUUAAUGACUAAUCCUCACCCAUUUUAAGCUUGCAAUUGGAAGAUUCAGUCACUUGGCCUACAUAAAAUAAUUUGUUCAAUUGCUGUUACUUCGUCAUCGUAUUUACAACCACAAUUUUGUUAGUUUUUAUUCAUUUACUAUUGAAGAUGAUUCACACAUGAUCAUUGAUAUGUAUAAGGUUACUUCUAAGGUCAAUUUCUAUGUCACUGCCUAUAUCAGCUAAGACUGAAUGUUCAUCUUUGUCAGUUCACCAUAUACUCAAUUGCAUUUAAUAUUAACUAGUAUUUAUUUUAGUUCUCCUAUGACUACUGUUUGUUAUUACUUAUCAUAUAAGAUCAACGAUGUAAAUAUUGUAAUUAAUAA
Pectinophora gossypiella (pink bollworm) is the source of this 2785-nucleotide messenger RNA. Its product is annotated as netrin receptor UNC5C-like. The transcript is spliced from 10 exons. The coding region runs from base 221 to 1894 and encodes 557 amino acids. The record is from RefSeq and is a predicted model, not a curated record. NCBI's taxonomy places the organism in Eukaryota, Metazoa, Arthropoda, Insecta, Lepidoptera, Gelechiidae.